AUGUCGAAAGCCAGAAGUAGCUGUGUGGGGGGCAGAAGGAUUAAUUUCUUGGCCCCUUUCUUUUUUCCAGUUGUACUUGCCCAGAGGGUGAAGGUUCAGGAUGAGAUCACAGGCUACGUGGGGCAAGAGGUCACCCUGCCUUGCAAUUUUGCAAACACCAGCCCCGACAUCAAGGUCAGCCAGGUCACCUGGGUGAAGGAGGCGGGGACAAAGAAGCAAAACGUGGCAGUCUACCACCCAGACCACGGGCCCAGCUACCCAAUGGAGAAGGGCAGCGGGCGGAUCCGCUUCCAGGCUCAGUCCCUGCAGGAUGCCACCCUGGUCAUCGGGCCCCUGCGCAUGAGCGACGAGGGCAUCUACACCUGCGAGUUUGCCACAUACCCACUGGGGAACGAGGAUGGCAUCACUCACCUGAUAAUACUGGCCAAGCCCACCAACUUUGCAGAAGCCCUGGAAGUGAAAGCCGGGAACGCACAGGUACCCGUGGCUACCUGUACCUCAGCCAAUGGGAAGCCUGCUGCGCACAUCACGUGGCAGUCGUACCUGAAUGGCAACUUCACCACUUCGGAGGUGACCAACGCGAAUGGCACAGCGACUGUCACCAGCCACUACUUGAUGGUGCCCACCAAGGAGGCCAACGAUCAGCGUAUCUUCUGCCACAUCGAGCAAAAGGCCCUGGCGCAGCCAGAAUCUGUCCCAGUCACGCUCUCCAUAUUAUACCCCCCCGAAGUCGUCAUUCAAGGCUACGACGACAACUGGUAUUUGAGUCGCGAGGAGGCUGUGCUGACCUGCAGCGCCAUGGGGAACCCCCCACCCACCAACUUCAGUUGGACCACGUCUAGUGGUCACCUUCCAAAGAAUGUGGCUGUCAAGGGGGACAAGCUUGUGGUACGAAACGUGGACGCCUCUGUGAACACCACUUUUAUCUGCCACGCCCUCAACAGAGUCGGGAGGGUGUCGACUGAGCAAGUGAUCUUUGUACGAGACCAGCCAGCGAAGCGGCAGAGCGGCAGCGCUGGAGCUGUGGCUGGGGCCGUCGUUGGGGGGAUCCUAGCCCUGGCUCUCCUGGGAGCCCUGGUUUUCUUCUUCGUGCUCCGCCGGCGCCGCCUCCAGGCCACCAAGGGCUCCUAUGACCCCAAGACCCGGGUCUUCGGCAACGGGACUGCCCCACCUCCGGUCCGCACCUUUGCCGAACUCGACCGGCCUCUCAAAGCCGCUCCAGGACGAGGGCGGGAAGAGGAGGAGGAGGAGGAAGAAGAGGAGGAAGAAGAGAUGCGUAAGGAGCGUCGCUUGCCCUACGGCUACCCUCCCCACCACCUGGAGGACGAGGAGGAGCACUUCGACCAGCUGGGGCCGAUGUUGCGGCUUGGCUCCUCCCCCCACGGCUACGAGUACGACGACAUGGAGUCCCAGCACGACGGCUCCAUCAUAUCCAAGACUGCCGUCUAUGUGUGAACCUUGUC
Euleptes europaea (tarantolino) is the source of this 1463-nucleotide messenger RNA. It is a transcript of the gene NECTIN2, whose product is annotated as nectin cell adhesion molecule 2. Bases 1 to 1455 code for a protein of 484 amino acids. NCBI's taxonomy places the organism in Eukaryota, Metazoa, Chordata, Lepidosauria, Squamata, Sphaerodactylidae. The record is from RefSeq and is a predicted model, not a curated record. The transcript has 6 exons.